This is a messenger RNA of Loxodonta africana (African savanna elephant), 22884 nucleotides long. It is a transcript of the gene CRADD, whose product is annotated as CASP2 and RIPK1 domain containing adaptor with death domain. NCBI's taxonomy places the organism in Eukaryota, Metazoa, Chordata, Mammalia, Proboscidea, Elephantidae. The record is from RefSeq and is a predicted model, not a curated record. Gene Ontology annotation, biological process: positive regulation of apoptotic signaling pathway; cellular response to mechanical stimulus. The coding region runs from base 444 to 776 and encodes 110 amino acids. Gene Ontology annotation, molecular function: death domain binding; protease binding. Gene Ontology annotation, cellular component: cytoplasm. The transcript is spliced from 3 exons.
UUUUUUUUCGAAGGCCCCGCGCUGUGGCGUCUGCCGCCAGAACCCGGCGUGGCGCUCUCACUCCUUUAACUUGCUUGCAGGGUUUCCGAGAGGGGCCGGGCUUCGGGUGGCGUUAGUGGUAACGGGGAUCUACUCUCUGGUCAGUCCUUUCUGAAGAUCAUUUCCAACUCUUUUUAGGGAUCAAGUUGCCCUGAAAAUCUCUCGUUGUUCUUCCUGUUCGUAAUACAACAAGGCUUCAGCUGGCGAGGCAGGGAAUUAAAAAAGCUCCAAAUCGUCUCUCGCAAGCCGAUGUGCACAGCCUUCUCUUCACCUGCUGCCUUCGGGACUUUACAGAGGACAGCGAGGAGGGAUCGGGCCUUGCCCUUCCGUUUUAUUGUCUGUGGGUGUCUGAAGCCCCAUCUGCCGCCCUUACAUCCCUUCCUUGCCCCUUAUCCUCUGGGGAAAUGGAGGCUAGAGACAAGCAAGUGCUUCGUUCACUUCGCCUGGAACUGGGUGCGGAGGUAUUGGUGGAGGGACUGGUUCUUCAGUACCUUUACCAGGAAGGGAUCUUGACGGAAAACCAUGUUCAGGAAAUCAAAGCUCAAGUCACAGGCCUCCGGAGAACAAUGCUGCUGCUUGAUAUCCUACCAUCCAGGGGUCCAAAAGCAUUUGAUACGUUCCUAGAUUCCCUGCAGGAGUUUCCCUGGGUAAGGGAGAAGCUGGAGAAGGCAAGGGAAGAAGCUGUAACUGAGCCACCUGCAGGUAAUUUGUAUGGAUUUGGUGGUCUUUUCCUGUGAGGGCCUGAGACAUAUGGGAAGGAACAGCUUUCUCUUUGACCAAGAGGAUGAUCCCCUCUAAGAAUGAACUGAUUUUAUUUUAUUAAAAAGCUUUCUUGUUUUGGUCUUCUCAGAGAUUCUUGGUUUUCCCUUUAUUUUGUUUGUUUAAUUUUUGUGUUUCACUUGUACAUUUGAGCUGCAGCAGAGGCCUUUUUUGAUGAUUGGUCCCAGUUGCUUUUUCUUUAUGUUCUGGAUGUAAUUUUUUAGGGAGGAAUCAAGUUGUGUCUUGAAACUUGCUACUCUUUUAACACUCCCCGGCUCUCCUAAGCAAAUCCCAACACACACACCCACACCCACACACACCCACCCACCACUGUGAACCUUUUGAUUCUGUUUAUUUUCCCAGAAUCUGCUUAGGUGAUGGUUCUCUGGUCUGUCUCUUAGAUGUUAAUAGGUAAUUGUGGUUUCAUGUUUUUCUUACCUAGUAGGGAUUCUUAUGUUUUGAAAGGGGCAUUCUGGUGAUAAAAUGACUUAAUCCAGGCUGGCACCACGGAAAGAACACUUCACAGUGCGUCCCUUACUGGCCAAGGUCACGUACUAGACACUAGAUCAGCUGGAAAUCCUCCCUGGGCUCCUAUCAGGUUGUUUAAGAGAUGAGGAUAGUGUCCUGUCUGGCUGAAGGCAGCAUGUGUCUGCCCGCUGGCUUCCCGCUGCUUGAAGGGCCCUGUCUGCACUGCCAAACUAACUCUAGUAUCUGAGCUAAUCUGGAUCUGCAGAGGAGGUUUGUUGGCACCCCACCCUGACCAUCUGGUGGGACUUAGCCUAGGUUUUGGUGGGAGUGACUCCUGGGCCACAGGCCUCCCUGUUCCAGCCCUGGCUAAAGGACUGGGCCUCUGCUGUGAUUCUCACUAACAGUCGGCCUGGUUUCCCUGCCUUUUACCUUUUACCCCAGUCUUCCUUUAGGCUUCAGAGGAGGGUUUUUUUUUUUAAACCAUCUCUCCUAUCUAGACUAGGCCUCUGCUUUAUGUACUUUUAGCCACAGGCCACAGUGAAGGAUGGGUCUCUGGGAGGACAGAUCAUCACCUCUUGCAUUAGCAUCAGCUCUUUAGUGGAUAUGUUUUACUUGAUGGAGUGGCUGUCCUUGGGCUGAUACUUGCCUUAACCUUUCCUGAGCUUGAGCUCGUUCUCCUCCUGAAUCCUAUGGCCUGGACUCCCUGGCUACCGUCACUGGGGCAGUACACAUGUCCAGUCUAUUUCCCCUCUACCCAGGGGCUCGAGGGCUCAGCCUGCCUCUUUUGGAGCUAGUCUUGAGUGACCAGGCUGAGCCACAUCAGCCACUCUCUGGAGAUAAACUCUGGCUCUGUGAAUACCCGGAUGCAUGUGAAGUUAGGAGCUCUACUGGCAGAAAUUUUUAGGUAUUGUAAUAGGAUUAUUAGAGAGAUUUCGAGCCUGUGAUCUAUUUCAUAGAAUUUUCCAAUCAUGCCAUGUUACCACCCCUACUCUGUCUAUGAUCAGUUCAGUGUUGAUUUCAGUUUAUCUAGCUUGUGGUCUAUCCAGGUGCUUCUUAUGUGGCUAAGUAGUAUUCACCUUGUGGUGUCUCAUGAACUAGAGAGGGAACUGUGGGCUGGCAUCCACCUAAGACCCCUGCCUGAGCUAAGUAAAGGGAGAGUUUUCAGAGAGCCCUGAUUCUGUGUAUGACUAGCAGAUUAUCACAUACUUCCUGAGGACCCUAAUGCCAGACCCUGGGUAUAUAACAACAUAUAAAAUCUUGUCCAGACCAAGCUAAUGAGAUUGAUUCAUUCGUUCUGCAAAUAUUGAGUACUGACCAUGUGCCAGAUAUUAAGUGCUGGGGGUAUGACAGUAAACAAAACAAAGCCCCUGCUUUCAUGGAGCUCAGUAUAUUCUAGUGUGGUGGCAGGGAGAAGGGGCAGGGACAGGAAAUAAACAAAUGAAUAAAUAAUAUAUCAGGUGGUGAUAAGUAUUAUGAAGAAAAAUAGUCCAUGAGGAUAGGGAAGAAGGGCUUACCAUCAUAUAUAAGGCGGUCAGGGAAAGCAUCUCUGAUGAGGUGGCAUUGAGAAGACACCUGAAGUUAGCGAUAGAGUGAACCACAUGGAUAUAUGGGGGGAAAGCAUCUCAGAUAGAAGAGACCACAACUGCUAAGGAGCCAUAGGUGACAAAGUAGCUACAGCCCAGGCCUGACUGAGAGAGGACACCCUCAUCGUAGAGAGAUGGAUCACUGCAUAUCAGCAUGGGUUCAGUUGCAAUUAUUUGUUGAGAGCCCACCAUGUGCUUCCCAAAAUGUGAGAUGUGUACAGCCAUGAUUUAGAGUGGCUCUUGAGCUAACUUUCGAUAACACGUGGUCUUGGUAUUAAACAAUACUGAAUCACAUAGAAGAAAGUUUUUUUCCUUUUUCUGUUCCAAUCCUGAUAAUACUCAGGUGUUUGGUACAAGUAUAUCUGUAACACCUCCCUUGACACUUGCCAGUUUCUCUUUUUAAUAGAGAAAAAGGCAUCCUCAUACUUAAAGCCUUCGAUGAGUAACAGUAUUUAACUAGAAUUUAAUGAAAAAAUACUAAGAAAAUAAUAGUGGUAUAAGGACAGGCAAAAAAGUGUGAAGAUUCUUUUCAUAUGUGAUAUGUCAUUUAGAAAGAGCAACAGGGGUUUGGGAGCAGGAGCCAUUGCUUGGCUGGUAUAGUUGGGGAAGGAAGCCUCCAGCUGUACUUCAGAGAAGAUAAUACCUUAUUCAAAGUGCUUUACUGUUUUGCUCCUUCAUUUUCUGCACAGUGGCAAGAACUGGAAACCUUUGUUAGUAAAAUUGCCAGUGUAGUUUAAUUUUAAGUUUUCUAAAUUUUAAGCACAUUCAUCCUCUAAUGUAACAAAGUCAGCAAAAUGGAGCCUUCUCCUGGUGUUAUGGAACUUUCGAGGGACUCAUAGAUCAUCUGAUUUUUCUCCGAGACAACCCAGGCUUAGGGAGAGUAAGUCAACUUGUCCAUGGUCUCACACAGCUGGUUAAUGUAAUUUAUUGUUGGGACUGGAAUCCAGGCCUCCCAGUUCUUGAUUUAGAACUUUCUUAGCUGCUCUGCAUUGGCUCCCUGCUGGGUUUGAAAUGGAACUGAAUUGUGCUGUAAUGUUAAUAAUUGAAACAGGCUUUUUUAAAAACUGUACUAAUGCGGUUUUUUUUUUUUUUUUUUCAUUUUAAGAGGAACAUUUUCUAGGGCUUUUAGAGGUAUAAUGGGAUGAAAUUUUACUAAAAUGUUUUAUUUUUAUUAGUGCUAAUUUUAAUCAUUUUAAAAGGAAAUUAUGAUAGUUCAUUACUGUGUUUUAUCAGAAGAUUCCCCCCCCCGCCGCCCGCUUCUGCAAGGCUGACAUAAAGGAAGAAUGGAAGACUUUUUAUUGAGUAUUUAUGGGACUGAUGAAAUAAUGCAUCUGUCGGCAGCCAAUUGCAGCUCUUUCUAGGAAUAGCAAACCAUGUGACAAGUCUCACCACAGCAGAGAUGCCUCCAUUUCACUUUAAAAAAUGGAUUUAAUGUUCUUUUCUCCUAGAAAUUCUCACUGUGACUUUUUUCCCCUUCCUGUGGAUGUACGGGCUAUUCAGCUACAUCAGUCACCCUCUUGACCAUCAGGGUUGAUUUAGCUCAGUGUUUCUCAGCCCUGACUGUGCAUUAGAAAUACCUGGGGAGCUUUUAAAAAAUUACCGAUGCCUAGGCUUCACACCAGACCAAUUCAUUCCAAAAUUUUUGGAGAGGGUGGGGUAUGGGCAAUGAUAUUAAUAUAUACACAUGUACAUGUACGUACACACACAUACUUGCCUGUGUAUAGGCACAUACACAGGUACACAGGAGCAAACAUCUCGCUAGAUUAUUUUAUAAUGCAGCCAGGGUUGAGAACCUUGAGAUGUUAUCAUCUGGUUAGGCUUGUGGUUCCUUUCUCACUUAUAGAUCCCCAACCGUGGGCCUCCCAAAGCUGUGAGGAAGGUAGAAAGAUGGGAGGAAUGGAGGUGUAGAAAGAUGUAUCCUGUUGCUGUCGAGUUGAUUCUGUGUGACAGAGUAGAACUGCCCUAUAGAGUUUCCAAGGGGUGCCUGGUGGAUUUGAACUGCCAACCUUUUGGUUAGCAGCCGUAGCACUUAACCACUAUGGCAUGAGGGUUUCCAGAAGGAUAUAUAGUUUAAGUCUGUAAUCUCACAUCCUUUUAAUUCCUUGCAUUUCUUGUACAUUUUUUCUCAACAGUUCUAGAAUCUCAGGCUGGGGUCAUACAGGUUUAGCUCUACUACCAACAUGAAAACCCAGUAGAGCUCUAUAAGGAUAUAUAGGUAGAUGCACUUAGAACAAAAUUGACUGGAGGGCAUAUAACACACAGCUGGAGAAUUUGUAUUUGGGAGAAUUAUUUUCAUUGCCUAUUCACAUUGUUUGAUAAUUACAAACCAUCCACAAUCAAGUUAUGUCCAAGGGGAGGCAGAACGUGUCCCAUUGCCAGCGGGGAAUAAGAUGGAUGCUGCUCUGAGAUACAGAUUGAGCUGAAGAUGGUGUGAGGAUAGAGGAGAGGAGGAAGGAGACAGAUGGCUGAUCGGGAAGGCUGAGACUGGCUUAGUCUGUCCAUCUGUGUGUCAGUCAGUCAGCCUGUCUGCCCACGGUUUUUGUUUGUAAUUAAAAAUGAAUUUCAGUUUCUUUCUGUGUCUCAGAAAGAACCUCAAAUAACAUCAGUAAAAUAACCAUAAUAUUUAUUGGGAGCUUACUAUGUGCCACUAUAACAGAAAUACCACAAGUGGAUGGCUUUAACAAACGAAUUUAUUUUCUCACAGUUUAGGAGGCUAGAAGUAUGAAUUCAAAGUGCCAGCUCGAAGGGAACGCUUUCUGUCUGUUGGCUCUGGAGGAAGGUCUAUCAGGACAGGUUCUUCUCAACUGCAUCUGAAGGCAUGCUUCUCUCUGGCCCUUGGCCCCUCAGCCCUUGGCCUGGCCCCUGGCCUGCUUGGGCAAGUCUUACAAAGCUCUUUAGUUCCCCUGAUAAAUGCCCAGAGGCACCCCACUUCACCAGGAGGCCUCCUGCCUGAAGGCACUUAACUCUCUCUCUGAGGGUUGGUUCCUAUGCCGCCUUGCUCUGUCUUAUGGUUCUGCUGCCAUCAUUUCCCUGUCGCUGCUUCUUGCCAUCCUGCCCUGUCUCCAGUGUUACAGCUCUCUGUGUCUCCUGGUUCUAGGAGGUUCUCAGCACAGGGACCCUGGGUCCAAAGGACACACUUCUCUCUUGGCUCUUCUUUUUUGGUGAUAGGAGGUUUCUCUUUCUGUUCGCUUCUGUCUCCUUUUACCUCUUAUAAGAUAAAAGGUGAUAACUCCCCUUAUAUGGGAUCAGGGCUGUGACCUGAGUAAGGGUGUUGCAUGCCACCUUAAUCCUCAUUAACGUGACGUAAUCCUGUCUAUAGGGUCGCUGUGAGUAGGAAUCGACUCCAUGAUACUGGGUUUGGUUUUUUUUUUUGGUUUAAUCCUGUCUUAUUAACAUAACAGACAGCUCAUUCCAAAAUGGGACCAUAACCACAGGCAUGGAGGCUAGGAUUUACAACACAUCACAAAACGGAGGAUAAUCAGAUCACAAAAUGAAGGAUGACCACACAAUACUGGGAAUCAUGGCCUAGCCAAGUUGGCACAUACUUUUGGGGGACACAAUUCAAUCUAUGACAUAUGGGUUAAGCACUAAGUCCUUUACGUUUAUUAAUUCAUUUAAUCCUGACAAUAACUUGAUGAAAUUAAUGUUAUUACCCUUAUUUCACAGAUGAGAGUAUGGAGGUACAGAGAUGUUAAAUAAUUUGCCCAAGGUCAUGCAAGGUAGAAGAACCAAAUUUGGAAUCCGGUACUUUUGACUGCAAAGCCUACUAAUUCAUAUCCUAUAAAAACACUUCCUCAAAAUUCUUAGAUUUCCCCUUCUCUCUAAUUCUAAUAAACUGUGGCUUCUCUGGAGUCACAGUGUGGUGCAAAUGGUUAACAUACUCGGCCACUAACUGAAAGGUUGGAGGGUCAAGUCUACCCAGAGGCUUCUCAGAAUAAAGGCCUGAUGAACUUUUCUGAGAAAUCAGCCAUUGAAAAAACCCUGUAGACACAGUUCUACUCAGACACCAUGGGGUAGCCGUGAGUCCAGUUGACUGGAUGGCAAGUAGUGGCUGCUCCGGAGCCUAUCACUUACUAACCCCCAUUCUUCCCUCCCCUUAUUCCAUUCUCUCCCAGACAGGCAGUGAAGCUCAAGGGGAUUUUCUGACUUUUUCUUUCCUGCCUAUUGUCUUGAGACAAUUCCUGGUUGGUGUCUUUCUCUUCCCCCUCCAUCUCUCUUUUUGUCUUUUUAAAAUUUUUUUGGUCUAAUGUGAGGUUAUAUGGGGUCAAGGAAUGAGUCCCAGGGUUUCCCCUAUCCCAACUGGCUACCUUCAGAGUAAAAACAGACUAAAUCUUGUCUGUAAUCAAGAGAGGGCCAGAGACCAAACGGGCAACACUUGCCCCAAAGCAAAGAUGAGAAGGCAGGAAGGGACAGGAAAACUGGAACAAUGGACAUAGGGAGCCCCGGGGUGGAGAGGGGGAGAGUGGGGACAUUGUGGGGAUCAAUGUCAGGAAACAAUUCGUUUAUAAAUUUUUGAAUGUGAAACCAAUUUGCUCUGUAAACUUUGACCUAAAGCACAAUAUAAUUUAAAAAGGAGGGGGGGUUAGUGUAUUGGCUCUUCUGAUACUGAAAUCAGGUCCCACUUUUGCAGCUCUUCAAUCAUGUUAUCUAAAGCUGUCAGCUCCAGUACCAGUUUUUUUGGUAGUGUGGCCUCAGAGUUUAACCAUAUGCUUAGCAACGGAGCUUUCUCUUUUUAUGGGUAUAGUUCAGACUUGUAGGCUGCUGCUGUAGCUAGCUGAGGAAUGUUUGACUUUACUUAAUUUUAAUAGGCAGCUGUGUUUAUACUUGUUCCCCAGUUUGAGCAGUAAGGAGUGUGUAUGUAUGAUUCUUUGGAGGGCAUUUCCCCCAGAUAAAAAAAGAGGACGUCGUACUUUUCUAAACAAUAAAUUUUAAUUGAGAAGGAAAUGUGACUGCUACAAGAUGUUUGGGGCAGGUUUUAGUCGUAGGCUUUAUUUUUAUUAAUGUUAUAAAAGAAACCUAAGUCUUUACAAGAAGCGCCAAGUUGACAAUUCCUGGAAAUGUUCAUGUUCUAUUUAUGCUCAGCACCAUAGCAGAGAGGAUGGCAACGCUGUUACCAAAAUAAUAUUGCUGAGAUGUACUAAAUGGCAAACGAGAGGCCUGUGGUUUUAUAACCUCAAUACAAGACUUUUAAAGAAUCUCCCUGUUAUACCAUUUGUUGAUAAAGUAUAUGGGUGCUGAAUGGGAACGGUGAAGUUCAGAGAAUUACAGAGAAGGCAGAGUAUAUCUGCUGAGACUUAUCCCGUUGUUAGAACUGUAGAAGUUUAGAGCUGGAAGGGACUUCAGAGAGCCCCACUUUAUAGAUGAGGAAACUAAGAGAUAUCACCAGGGUGGUGCAAAUGGUUAACAUGCCCACUGCUAACCAAAAGGUUGAUUGUUUGAGUCCACCUAGAGGUGCCUUCGAAGAAAGGCCUGAUGAUCUGCUUCUGAAAAAUCAGCUGUUGAAAACUCUAUGGAGUACAGUUCUAAUUUGACACGAAUGGAUUGCUGUAAGUUGGAAUUGACUUGAAGGCAACUUUUUUUUUUUUGGUUUAACAGCUUAUAUAUGGACUCUUUGGUUCAAGAAGUAGCACCUGAUGCUGACAUAAGCAAGAACAAGAAUUUCUCUAAAUACACUGGGUAGUUCACAACUUUGAAGGGAUUGCUCAAAUUUCAGAGUUUAGAAAGGACAGGAAUGAAGCCACUCUGGGGAUCUUGGGCCAUUGUAUGACCAUCUCCAGUCAAAUUCCUCCAUCUCACCUUCCUUCCCUCAAGAUUCAAAGUCUGAUUGGUCUAAACUUGGGUCACAAGCCCUUCUCGUAGGUCACUAGAUAGCUAGGGUAGGGAAGGGACAGUUCCUAAAGGAAGCUGAUUAUGAGAGUUGUUCGAUAUGCCUUAUCACACCCAUUCCUUUUGGAUUGAAAAGGUCCCACACCCACUGAUCUAGAAGGAAAUGAUGGCCUUUUGAAGAAGGAAGGUGUUUUACAUAUCCUUAAUAUGCAAAACCCAGGUUGAGGACCAAAGAUGGUAGGAAAAGUACAGGAGAGCAAUUUUUGGAACAAGAUAGGUCCCCCAGACUUUUUCAAAAUCAGAAGAUGCUGGGGAAAAAAAAAAAAAAAUGAAUUGAGAAUGUUGAUGUAGAGAGAAGGUUAGAAACAGAUUUGGAUUGGGUACUGGUCUGAGGGUUUCAGGUGUAUAAACACUUUAUCAUCCUUAUAAUAACCUUUUGAGGUAGGUACUAUGAUGAUCAUUUCUAUUUUAUAGAUGAAGAGACUAAGAGAUACAUUGCCCAAGGUCACACAACUUGGUAGUAGCAGAGUUGAGAUUUUAACCCUGACAGUCUGGCUCCACAGUCUACAUUUCUACUCACUAUGCUAUUCUGUCUCUAAUACCAGCUCUGGUUGGAGUCACAUGUCUUAGAUUACCUGACUUUGGUAGCUAUAGCCUCUUUAUUUUCUGUAACUUUCUUGCUUCAGGUCUCUCAAGUAACCAAAAUUUUCUGUGUGCAUGUCAGUCUCAUUUUUAAGAUUUACCAGAUGGGAGAUUUGAAAAAAUACUCAAGAAGGUAAAAGACAUUUUUCUAAGAAAUGUAAUUAGGCAAAAUAAAGAUUUUUAGUGAGAUUGUCAUGAACAUUUUCGCUCGUUUAGUUUCUGCCCUUUCAAUCUCUUUUUAUUAUUAGUCAAUCAUUUGAUGGCGCUUUGGGAAAAUGUGCCUUUCCAGGUCUCUCUUAUAUUUGAGACCUUUUAUUUCCUCAUGUGCCAGUCAGGAUGCAUUCAGGAGACAGAAACCACACAAUAAUCUGGCAGGAAGAAUGUAAUACAAAUAAUUAUUAACUAGUAAAAAGUGGUUAAGUAUUGUUGUGGAAUAACGGCAAGGACAUCAUACAUGAAGAAAUCAAGGGGGAGUUAAAAAGACAGGGGAAAGAAAGAAAAGACCAAAAUGGAUGUCAGAAGAGACUCUGAAACUUGCUUUUGAACGUAGAGGAGCUCAAGAGAAAGGAAGAAAUGAUGAAGUAAAAGAGCUGAACAGAAGGUUUCAAAGGACAGCUCAAGAAGACAAGGUAAGGUAUUAUAAUGACAUGUGCAAAGACCUGGAGUUAGAAAACCAAAAGGGAAGAACACUGUUGGUAUUUCUGAAGCUGAAAGAGCUGAAGAAAAAAUUCAAGCCUUGAGUUGCAAUAGUGAAGGAUACUAUGGGCAAAAUACUGAACAACACAGUAAGCAUCAAAGGAAGAUGGAAGGAAUACACAGAGUCGUUGUACCAAAAAGAAUUGGUCGACAUUCAACUAUUUCAGGAGGUAGCAUAUGAUCCAGAACUGAUACACCGAAGGAAGAAGUUUAAGCUGCACUGAAGCCUAAACUUGGUGAAAAACAAAACUCCAGGAAUUGACGGAAUACCGAAUGAGAUGUUUCAACAAACGGAUGCAGUGCUAGAAGUGCUCCCUCGUCUUUUUUACACCAAGAAAUUUGAAAGACAGCUACCUAGCCAACUGACUGGAAGAGAUCCAUAUUUAUGCCUAUUCCCAGGAAAGGUGAUCCAACCAAAUGUGAAAAUUAUAGGACAAUAUCAUUAAUAUCACAUGCAAACAAAAUUUUGCUGAAGAUUAUUCAAAAGUGGCUACAGCAAUAUAUUGACAGGGGACUGCCAGAAAGUCAGGCCGGAUUUAGAAGAGGACGUGGAACCAGGGAUAGCAUUGCUGGUGUCAAAUGGAUCCUGGCUGAAAGCAGAUCAUACCAGAAAGAUGUUUUCUGUGUUUUAAGGACUAUGCAAAGGCAUUUGACUGUGUGGAUUACAACAAAUUAUGGAUAACAUUUUGAAGAAUGGUAAUUCCUGAACACUUAAUUGUGCUCCUGAGGAACCUGUGCAUAGAUGAAGUUGCAGUCCUUCGAAUAGAACAAGGAGAUGCUGCAUGGUUUAAAGUCAGGAAGGGUAGGGUUGUGUCCUUUCAUCUUCCUUAUUCAGCCUGUAUGCUGAGUAAAUAACCUGAGAAGCUGGGCUAUAUAAGAAGAACAGUGCAUUAGGUUUGGAGGAAGACUUACAUACUUCUUGCAUGUUAUGAGGAGGGAUCAGUCCCUGGAGAAGGACAUCAUGCUUGGUAAAGUGGAAGGUCAGCGAAAAAGAGGAGGACCCUCAAUGAGAUGGGUUGACACCGUGGCGGCGACAGUGGGCUAAAGCAUAACAAUUGUGAGGAUGGCGCAGGACCAGGCAGUGUUUUGUUCUGUUGCACAUGGGGCCGCUAUGAGUUGGGACCAACUCAGUGGCACCUAACAACAAUAACAUUGUUAACUACUAAGGAAUACAGGACUUGCAAAUGGAAGAGAUUUUUUUUUCCCGAGGGCUGAAGGAGAGUACAGAAAGAAAACACUAACAACUUGGAAGAGGCCCCUCCCCACUCCCAAGGGUGAGAUUCAUACCUAGUUGGAAAUGAAAUGACUGCCACAUGAAUAUGUAGCCUACUGGUGGCAAUAAAAAAAAACUUGCCAUAGGGUACAAGCUGGAGCUAGUCUAUAAGAACAUCCCACUGGGUGGCAUAGAGGAUGUGGGUGGGCCAGAGCUGAUUGUCAGAAAGCAGUUUGCCAAGUGGCAGAGAAGUUCCCUAGAAAGUGAACACCGCUGUGAGUGAGUGCCACUGGCAAUACACCUUGGAGGGGAUUAAGCAUCCCAAACCAGAAAGAAAAGUCCUUUCCUCUGCUAUGGCCUUGUAGUGUCCCUCUAGUGCCCUCUAUAGACAAAAACUAGCUUUGCACCUUUUGGCAAAGGAGAAAUGUUUAUGGGGUCCAGCUUCAGUAUCACAAAGCAGGGCAAAGAGGGGUGGAUUUAGAGCUGAGAGGUAAACAUUGACAACUGGUGCUUCUCGUUGACAACUGACAAUACUACAGACUUCCGAAGGUUGUUCUGAGAGCCUGAUUUAUUUCUUUGUUUAUUCAGCCAAAAUUUGUUCAGUAUCUACCAUCACUGGCUACUCUGCUAAGGCCCCGAGGUUAUGGUUGUCAUUGUCUAUUUUUGGUCUCUGCAACUAGACUAUAAGCUUCUCUGGGGCAGAGACUGCUUUUUAUCUCCACCUGCAGAACCUAUUUAGCACAGAGCUAGAGAGUAGCUCUUACAUCUUUAUUGAAUGAAUGAAGGAAUGAAUAUAAAGAUGAAGAUAAAAAUGGAGUUCAAAAAUUUAAAGUGUAAUUGGGGAAGGGUAGAGGCAAAUAGAUAAAAUAUGGUAUUUUGAUUAUCUUUUGCUUUUAUAGAAAACCAUUCGUUCCUAAACUUAGUGGAUUAAAACAACAUUUAUUUUGCUCAUGAAUGUGCAAUUUGGGUAGGUCUUGUUAGGAACAGCUCAUUUCUUCACUCACAUGUCUGCUAAGUGGGUGUUGCUUGAUGGUUUCUCUCCACAUGGGCCUUUCUAUAGGUGAGUGGGAUUUCCUACAGCAUAGUGGUUGGGUUCCAAGAGGCAGACAGUAGAAGCUGCUGGUUUCUUAAGGUCUGGGCCCGGAAACUGGCAUAGUGUUACUUUUGCUGUGUUCUUUCAGUUAAGCUGUCCCAGAGUCCAGAUUCAUGGGAAAGAGCCAGAGACCUCAUAUUUUUUUGGGAGGCAUGCCCCUUAUAAUACUUAAUAGAUAUAAUUUUUUUUCCUAAAAGGGAAAUUAGGUGCCAUAUAUGAAAUUUCUUAUAAAUUAAUAACAAGCGUUUGUCAUUAGUUUAACAAAAAUGCCAGGUUUUUUUCCCCUAGAGUCAAAAUAAGUUUAUUUUUUUCCCUGACUCUAAAAUCAACACAUAUUUGUUGUUUAAAAAAAAAGCCCUACAAAGUUAUCAAGAAAAUAGAAAUCACCCAUAAUCUUAUCACCCAGAGAUAUGUUUAUAAUAAAUGAAUAGUGAAGUAUGGUGGGAACAUAUAAUAUUUUGAAUUUCGUUUUUAGUCUCAACAUUUAGUCAUAGGAAAUUCUGUUUUAGAAGCUCUCUCUUUUCUAAAUUACAGCCAUAUCCAGAAAGUUAUUGUUUAUAGAUCCAAAGACUUAACUCCAGGAUUUCUCAUGCAAUGCCAAAAUAAAGAAGAAAAUCCAGAAGGCCAAAUGUGCGUGUAUGUGUAAAAUUAUAUGUAUUUUUUUUUGCAGAGAAUAAAACUGCGUCAAUGGGAAGCAGUCUUUUCAAAUUAUUAUCAAGGCAUGUUGUUAUUUCAUUUAGCAGAGGGUGGGGGUAGGAGCGCUGGACUUAAAUGACCUUCCCCAAAUGACCCUUAAGUUUAACUACGAAAGUAGUUUUCACUUUGCUGUUUAUUUUUCUGUUUAUCUUUGUAUGAGUAUUCAAUUUCAAAGUAUUUCACUAGAUUAUUAUAUAACCUGAGUUUUUCAAUGUCCCUGUGUAUAUGUUUUUAAAUAUUAAGUUUCUAAAUCUUUCCUCUUUGUUGUUUUCCCUGAACUGUUAGGCUAUAGUUGAUUGAGCCUUUGCCAGUAACAUUUAAAAAUAUAUUUAUAUUCUUGAAAUAGACUUAAUUUGUAAAUAUGUGGCUGUUCUAGAUAGUACAUUCUAUCUUUUUCCCCUUGGAAAGGCAUUCCUAAUAACUUUUCUUCAUUAAAUCAUAGAAUUUCAAAGAAACUGUUAAAACCUUUUACGGAGUAAUCAUAUCCCUUUCCCCUCACUCCUCCUUACCAGACCAAACACCUUAAGCCAUUGUAAGAAGCAGAAAUCAAAACCAAAACCAAACCUGUUUCCUUCGAGUUGAUUCGAACUCAUAGUGACCCCAUGUGACAGAGUAGAAGUGCCCCAUAGGGUUUCCAAGGUACGGCUGCUGGAUUCGAGCUGCUGACCUUUUGGUUAGUAGCCGAGCUCUUAACCACUAUGCCACUGAGGCUUCGAGAAGCUGUAGAGGCCUUAUAAACCAAAGGGAGAGCACAGUGCUAGGAACUCUAACACUUUGCCUCCCUGCUUCAUUUCAGCAAGCGUUUACUGAAUGUCUGCUGUGUGCCAGCAGUUAAACAGGUACAGAAAUUAAUAAAACAGAAUUCCUGCACUUAAGGUGCUCCAGAUAAAUGAGGUAACACAUGUGAAGUGCUUAGAAAAAGCUGGGCAUGUAGUAAACAUUCAAUAAAUGUCAGCUGUUGUUGGGAUUAUCAUUAGAUGCAGCUGAAGAGUUGUGGCACAGAGAAAUGUGAAAGGAACAGUGCCAGCUCUACUUGGCCUGUGGUACGGCAGGGUUGGGGAAGGCCUUCAGGAGAGUGUGUAGACCUUAGUGUUGAAGGGUAAGUAGGAAUUCACUAGAAGGGCAAAGGGGGAAAGACGUUCUAGGAAAAGGUAAUAGAAAGCGCCAGGGCAUGAAGGCAAUGUUUGUAAGUUGUGUGUGCCUGGUACCUAGUGAGCAAAGGGAAGGUGGAGGCAGCUCAGGCUGACACAUUUUGAGAAAGGGAUUGACAUGAGCAGACUUGCAUUUAGGAAGACCACUCUGGUGGCAUAUAGGUGGGAAGCUAGUAGAAAUGGGGGCAGGGAGCCCAAUUAGGAAGCUUUUGUAGUAGUCCAAAACCGGACCAAACCCCACUUCCAUUAAGUCGAUUAUGACUCAUAGUGACCCCAUAGGGGUCCAAGGCUAUAAAUCUCUGUGGAAGCAGACUGCCACAUCUUUCUCCCAUGGAGCCCCUGGUGGUUUUUGAACUGAAGACCUUUUAGUUAGCAGUCAAAAGCUUUAACCGCUGCGUGACCAGGGCUCCUCAGAGCAGUCUGGAUGAAAAGAAUUCAAAGACAGAGCAAUGGCAGUAAGGAUAGAGAGAAGGGGAAUGGGACUGAGAGAUAUUUAGGAGGAAGAAUUAAAACGUGUUCUCAGCUGGGGCAAUAUGGCUCCCAAGGGGACCAAAAUUGGUUCGGGGAGGGGGGUAAAAAAAAAUCAGUGAUUUGUGGCUCUCUAAAGGCCACAGAACAUGAACAAAUGUACAGAUAACUUGUGGCAUUAAAAUUUCAUGGGCGGGGAUGCAAUUAGGGAAAAACAUGACUAAAAAGUCUUCUUGGGGAGGCAGUAAUAAAGUGAGAAACACUGGAUUAGAAGGACUUGUCACCUGAUUGACCUUGGGGAUGAGAGAGAAGAGGAUUCUAGGAGGACACCCAGAUUUCAGGUGUGGAAUGCAAAUUUACCAAGAGAGGAUACAUAGGAGGAGGAAGGUGUACAGGUUAUGUUUGUUGAAUUUAAGAUAAUAGUGACUAAUGUUUGUUGCUGUUGUUAAGUACCUUCCAGUGUUCAUUGCAUGAGCCCUUCAUGAGCCAGCCCUUUAAAAGCUUUAAAUUUAUCAAUAGUGUGAGCUAGAUUCUAUUAUUAUUCUCAUUUUUCAGAUGGGAAAGCUGAGACACAGCUCAGGGCCACACAAUAUUUUUUUAAUUAAUUUAUUAAAAAAUUUUUUGGUUUGUUGUUGUUGAGAAUACAUGCAGCAAAACACUCACCAGUUCAGCCGUUUCUACAUGUACUAUUCAGUGACAUUGAUUACAUUCUUCAAAUUUUAUAACCAUUCUUGCCCUCCUUGUUUUGAGUUGCUCCUCUCCUGCAUUAACAUAAACUCAUUGCCCUGUAAGGUUCCUGUCUAAUCUUUUGAGUUGCUGUUGUCACUUCACACAGCAUUAUUCCCUGAAAAUGCUCCGUAAGAAUGCAGAGGUGCAGUCUGGGCUUGGAUAGAAUCCUGUUGCCACCUUUUAUCUGCUAUGUGAUCUAAGUUAUUUCAUUUUUCUCUAAAUUUUAAUUUCCUAGUAGGUAAAAUGGGUUGACGGCAGUGGUAGUGGGUUAGUAGGUAAAAUGAAGGUGCUUCUUGCUCAUCUUCAGUUGUUAAGAUUAACUGAGAGGAUAUCUGAACAAAUCUUUUAAAACAUAAAGUAUUGUGUAAAUGUAGGUAGUAUUUUUAAUGUUAUCCAGUAGGUACCCAUACCCAUUGCCUUGGAGUCGAUUCCAACUCAUAGUAGCCCUGUAAGACAGAAGUGUCCCAUAGGGUUUCUAAGGAGGGCCUGGUGGAUUCGAACUGCUGACCUCUUGGAUAGCAGCAGAUCUUUUAACCACUGCGCCACCAGGUCUCCAUUCAAUACGUAGUAUCAAUAAAUGCAAUUUUUCUCUUUGGCCUUACCUCUUGUCUCUUCAUUCUCUGUUCUUGAAGCUUCCAGAGGAUUUGAAGGGCAGAAUGAGAGACUUUCAAACCUCCUCUCCUUCCUGUUUUAUUGCAGCUGUAUAGAUACCUGCUGACUAUUCCCUCUUUUCAAUACCUGAAAAUGGUUCAGGCAGCUUUUACUUCCUUGGGUUUUCAUGAAUGUCUUUUUUCCCAUCUAAACACAUGAUUCACUUCUCAAUCUGUGAUUGUUUUACUUUUGCCCAUUGAAACUUUUCACAGAGGUCAUCAGUAACCUUUGGUUCAAUCCACGUUUUUUAAGCUGCUGCAUGCUAUCUUUGUAGCCUUUGACAUUGUGGGCCACUCAUUCAUUUUUGAUAACACCUCCUUCCUCGGCCAUGUAUUCUCCUACCUCUCUAUCUGUUAUUUCUCAACUUGUUCUUACUUUGCUUGCCCUUUAAGUGCCAGUUUUCUCCUGAAUUGUUAAAUCCUUCUUAUCCUCUCACUGUACCAUUCUGCUUGGGCAAAGCUCAUCUGCACCCAUGGCUCAGUGACCACCCCGACAUGAAUUAAUUCUUAAUCUGUAUUUCAGCCCAAAUACGUAGCUCCGUUUUAGUGCUCUGUACCUAUUUUUUUUUACCUUUAGCUCAAUAUGGCCGAAAUAAAACCCCUCAUCUCUCACGUCAAACCUGUCUACCUUCUCCUCAGUGAUAUUUAUUUUCUUUUUCUGCGUGUUCUCCAGUUGACAAUAUUGGUACUCAAAUGAUCAGAAGAAAGUUGUAUAUACAUUUUAAAAGGCAUUUAGUACACAUAUCACCUCUUUCUUGAAGCUUUCUGCUACCCCUUCAUGGUUGGCCAAGGGAUUUUUCUUCUGUGUUUCCAAAGUACCAGGGGCAUGUUUUUGUUACGACAUAUCCCAUACUGUGUUAGAUUUUGUUACCAAAGUAGAUCAUGAGUUCUUUGAGGGUAAGAGCUUAGUUUUUCAUAUUAUAUUCUUGGAAGCUAGCACACUGCCAGAUACCUUUACCACUACUAGUUGCCACUGAGUUAAUUCUGACUCAUGGUAACCCCAUGUGUGUCAGAGACGAGCUGUGUUUCAUAGGGUUUUCAAUGAAAGCAGAUGACCAGACCUUUCUUCUAAGGCACCUCUGAUUGGACUUGAACCACCAGGCUUUUGUUUAGCAGCCAAGCCAGAUACCUAGUGGGUUCAGUAAAUGUUGGUUGAAUAAAUGAACCUGUGAUGGUCUUAUUGGCUCAACUCAUCUGCCUCCUCACCACCAAGAGCCUUUACCAUUGUCAAUAUUUUUUACUUUACCUUAUUUUUCAGCUUUCCUAGAUAGCCAGCAGAUAUAAUUCUUUAGUCUUUGACCCUUCAUGAAAGUGAUCCUUUGGCAUUUCUGUAGUGGUUACUAUUUAGUAUUUGCUGAAUGCCAGCCAUGAGACACUCACUUUACCAAACUGAAAACAGUAUUUGUUCUGGUCUGUGUCCAAAGCAGUUUCUAACUUGUCUAUCUGGUUAUCAGUCCAUUUUAUCAGCAUUAUUAGUAUCUGUUGUAAUAAUGAAAUCUCACAUGGGAGGGUCCUCCUUACUUUGCCUUGCCUUCUUUAUGGCUGAAAUUUCUAGUUUUGGAGGUAUAGGUCAGGAAUAGGAGUGGGUCCAGAGGUCAGCCCCCUGCAAGCCCAGCUCUGCCUGGGUCCAAAUCAUUUUAAAGAUGGGGGAAAUUCUAAGUCUGAAGAUUUGAAGUUUUCAGGAUUGGCUCCUUUGUAUUGAUAUUCCCAUGAACACCACACAAAAACAAAAUGGAAAUCAUCUGUACACACACACACACACACACACACACAUAAACACAAACACAAACAACAAUAGACUUCUAACACUAGAACUGUUCUUGCCUCCUGACAGAUUAAUUUGGUGCAUAUGGUAGCCUUGACUUUUAAUUCUGGGCUCCUCCUUUAGUCUAUAUCUUUAUGAUGUUCUGCUUUCUUACAGUUUAAUCUCUGUCCCAUCCUCUGAGCCAGUCUUCGGCUCCAGGUUAACUUUGUUUUUACCCCUUCUUUUCUGGCCCCUCCUUUUUUUUUCCCUUAACCUCCAAACUUGAACCUUUUUUUUUUUUUUUCAAUUUUGUUUUAUCCUGGCUUCCUCUUCCUCCACGCUGUAGUUUUCUAAUUUCUCAUGGGCUUCCCUUCUCCCUCUUUUAGCAGAUUUUGCAUUCUCCUGCUUUUCUUUUCUUUUUUUCCUUUCCUUCCUUAGCACCCUUCCCCUUUUAAAAACAAGCGGACCUGUGUCUGGGCCAAUUUUGAUUUUUUUGUUGCCAUCUUACCUUUGGCGUAAAGCAGGAGUUGACAAACUACAACCCUCAGGCCAAAUCAGGCCCAAAGCCUUGAGCUAAGAAUGGUUUUUACAUUUUUAAGUGAUUGAAAAAAAAAAAAAGAAGAAAGUAAUAGUUCAUGAUAUGUGAAAAGUAUAUUGUUUAAAUUUCACUGUCCAUAAAUAAAGUUUUAUUGGAACACAGCCAUGCUGAUUUGUUUACAUGUUAUCUAUGGCUGCUUUCACACUAUGACAGCACAGUUGGGUAGCUGCAGCAGAGACCCUGUAGCCCACAAAGCCUGAAGUAUUUAGUAUCUGGCCCUUCACAGAGAAAGUCUGCUGACUCCUGGUAUAAGGAGAGAAAGGCAUAAAGAAAAAAGCUUUGCAUACAGGAACCAGCUUUGUUUACCUAUCUUGGUGUCAAACAAGAGUGCUGGAUUAAAACGAAUGCUUCAUUCUAAAAAUGUUUUGAGAGCCCAAACUGGGGAAGCUUUUCUUCAGGGUAAACUUUUCCUGUGAAAGUAUGUCCUUAUCUUUGCCAUUUCUUUUGAAUUAAAUUUUGUCAGAAGAGCAGAUUUAUCAUUCCAGGGCAUCUGAACCUUUUCUUUCAUUUCUAAAAUUGUACAUAAGAGAAAAAGUAUUAGGUAAACUGAACAGAUAAAAGGCCUUUGUACUCUGCGCAUUCACACGCGGAUUUAAUUUCAGCUUAUCCUGUAUACUCACUCAUGGUUUAGUCUUCAGGUUUUUAAGUAUUGGGGCAAUGAGAUAAUGUUAGAAUUUGAGUACUAACCAUACACAAAAGAAGUGAAGCAAGGUUUGCAGUCAGGAAGCAUUUGCCUUUUGUUCCCAUCCAUUAGGUAUUCUGUGUAUUUUUUAUAACCAUCACCCCCAAUCUUGUCUUUUUUUCCACCUCUUUUGAAGGAAAUCAUUUAUCAUCAAGACUCAGACCUCUGGACAAGUAAUGCCAAGCAGGAGCAAGAACUUGUCCCCAUUCCCCGAGACAGCCAUUGUGUUAUUUUUGCCUGUUCCUCAGAAGUGUAGCUGUAUUAGGUUUCUCAAUCCUCUAAGGAACUUAACAAUACAUUUUGAGCGCUCACCAAGUCCUGUGGGCUCUAAGAGGCAUCAAAAGGAUUACAACCGAAAUAGAAAUCGGAGUCCUUGUUGCCCUUCAAGGAGCUUGCAGUCUGUAUGGCAAGCAUGUGAAUGUAUGGACAUUAGCAGCAGCCUGCGAAGAAUUAUCAGUGCGUGGAGUUCCAAGAGAGCAUAUAGCGUGAAAGAGUGAUCUGAGUGGGGAGGGGCAUAAAUUAGGGAGCACUUCUAAUUGAAGCUGGAUUUUAAGUAGAGCCGUUGAUUAGCAGGGAAGAAGCCAGUCCAGACAGAGCAGAUGAUGAAUACUUCUAGACAUCUCCUCAGUAUGCUCUGCUGGAACAUUAAACCCACCAUAUCACAGACUUUGAGUUGUUUCCACUAAAUCCAGUUCCUCCUCCUACUUUUGGUAUUUUCAUCAAUGUUAUUAUUGUUUUCUGAGUUAUGCAGCUGCCUCUUACUUAAAAGCUUUUAUUACUUCUCCAAACAAGUUUUCACUGGUCUCCCUAUACACAGAGGCUCCCAUAUGUGUCUUACCCAUAUUCAGCUGUGUUCGUAUUACCUGUGGCCCCUGCCUACCAUUGCAGCUUCAACUGAUAGUAUUCUCUGGAGACCCCCCCAUCUCAGUGUACCAGCUAAGUGGGACUUCUUUGUUUUAUUUUUUUUACUGUGCUUUAGGUGAAAGUCUACAGAGCAAAUUAGCUUCUCAUUAGACAAUUAAUACACAUUCUGUUUUGUGACAUUGAUUGCCAACUCUGUGAUGUGUCAGCACUCUUCCCUUCUUGACUUUGGGUUCCCCAUUUCCAUUUGUCCAGCUUUCCUAUCCCCUCCUGCCUUCUCAUCCUUGCCCCUGGGCUGGUGUGCCCAUUUAGUCUCAUAGGCAUGGUUGAACUACAUGGGUUAUUUUUUGUUUAUAGGCCUGUCUGAUCUGUACAAUCAGGGUGCUCUUAGAAGCAAGGGUGGCGAGACUACGUCUCACAUACUUUGGACAUGUUACCAGGAGGGAUCAGUCCCUGGAGAAGCACAUCAUGCUUGGUAAAGUAGAGGGUCAGUGAAAAAGAGGAAGACCCUCGAGGAGAUGGAUUGACGCAGUGGCUGCAACAAUGGGUCUAAGCAUAACGACGAUUGUGAUCCCUGAGGCAUUUCUUUGUUUUUUUAAUGUGCUGUACAGUUUUUUGUUUUUGGUCUCUGAGUCUUUGUAUGGGUGUGAUUGCCCUUACCUCUUAACCUCUUUUUUUUGCCAAGCUAGCUCCACCUUCUCCAGGAAGCCUUUUCAUACUCGGGUGGAUUAUCCAAUAGGCAAGGUAAGCAUAGUUAUGCUUACCUUGCUUACCAUAUCAUUUGUAGUGAACAAUUUCACAUUUUUUCACCACAUCAAAGAUUUUACCACGUUGGUGCCCUGGUGGCUGCUAACCAAAAGUUCAGCAGCUGGAAUCCCCCAGCCACUCCUUGGAAACCCUACAGGGCAGCUCUACUCUGUCCUUGUAGGGUUGCUGUGAGUUGGAAUCAAUUCAACAGCAAUGGGGUUUUUUCACCACAUCUUUGAGGAACUGGAGUUCAUGGAAAAAACUCAUUCAGUUUGUGACAUCUUUAAUGUGAUGAAACCCAUGUGAAAUUGCUCACUACAGAUUAGUAAAUGACCUAUGCUUACCUUGUUUAUUGGAUAAUCCUCCCCCACCUACACAUUCUCUAUUGGGUUAGGUCCUCUUGUUAUAUACUUCCAUAGCAUUUGUGCUUACUUUUUGGUAAGAUUCAUUAUUCUUGUUCAGUGUAUGCCUUCUAUCUAUGUUGUAAGAUUUUAGAGGGUAGGGAUCAAGCACUAUUGAAAACAGAUAUCACUAGGGUUGGUGUCACCCAGUGUGGUAAGUCAUGGUGUCAUCUCGCCGCCCACCCAGCCACGGACCUUCUCCACACCAGACCAGAUAGAAUCCUUAGUAAUGUUUUCUGUACUAAUGUUACUUGUAAGUUGUAAUUUCCGUAUAUCACUGAAUGUAAUGGUAAUAGUAGUGACAUAAACAACUAGCAAAAUUAAAAUCAUACCUUUAAAUUACAGUAUCAUAUGCACAGCAUAAACGUAUUUGCAUUUACACAGUUUCCUGUGGUUAAAGUGAAAAUUCGGUAAGAAAACAACAGAGAAGUUAAAAACGUAUAAGGACUACAUCAAAGUUAUGUUCAUUUCAAUGUUAAACUUUACCGUUACAUGAGAUACAUUAAUGGAUUAGGUUUUCAUAAUCAGUAGCGGCCCAAAUAAUGUAGACGUUGUAGACAAAUGCAUAUGGAAAUAUAUUCUUAAAUGAAAUAAUUCCAUAAAAAUAAACAGGGACAAAUACACAAGCAGUUCAGCACUUAGUGAACAUCUUGACUAAAUCAGAACUUUCCUUUCCUGACCUUCAAAGCUGCAAACUUGUCAAUGACUUCAUCCAAAUCAAUGCCUUUCUCUAACUUACUUUCAAUUGAUAAUAUUACAAGAUCAGAAAGCCUUGACUAUCCCAUGGUAGAUUGCAAAUAGUUCUUAGUAAGUUUCAGCUUUGAAAAGCUCCUCUUACAUGAAGCCACAGACACAGAUUGUUAGAAAUAAUUUUAGGCUUAGUGAAAGGGUUGGGAGAGAUUCUAUGAAGUGCUAUUCAGCUAUGAAUGCCAAAAUGUCAAAUGUUGCCGUAUCUUUGGCUUUUUCUAGAUCAAUCUCUGCUGCUUUCAUGUACCUUCUCAGCUUUGGUAUUUCUGUUAAAAGCUCACUCUCCGCUAUCUCGUCAUAGAAAGUGGUCAGUUUUGGAAUGGAUACCUUUAACUCUCCCUCAACGGGACUUAUUCUUGAACAGCCUCAGACAUAGCUACUACUUCCUUGAUGGCUCUCUUGAUCUGAUCUGAAGUUCAGAAUGAAAGCUGUCAAUGCACUCAAGCAUUGCCCUCUUACUUUCUUCUUGCAGAGUGAGUCCAGCAUCACUUACCUGCUCCCCAUUCCCAGCCAUCCUCUUCUUGAACCUGGCUCUUCUCUCUACUGCAGUUGCAUGUUCAUCUGAUUUUAAAAGUGCCUGUUCAGUUGCAUGCUUCGCUAGGUUUCUGUGCUCCUCGUGCAGAAAAAGUCUUAGCACCUCUAGCUUUGUCACCACCUUGGAGUUAAGCCAUUAGUCUGCAGGUCCUGCUGUUUAAGAUUAACUUCCUGAAGUACAUCACACCAGAAGUAUAGCUAGCGCAGAAAAGUGAAAUCACAGCCGGCAAAAGACCUUGUACUUCUCCUCCUGUUUCCAAAUUGUCAUGUGAAUAGCAAAGAGCUUCAACUGCUGCCACAAACUUAACUGAACUUUUCUUGAACUGGCUUAACUGCCACAUGGUGCGUGCUGUGGCGUGUUGUCGAUAGCCUUUUCACCGACACCCCAGUGUGGUCUGUUAACACGUCCCAUUGAUGGGUGGAAGCAGCAAAGACAGAAAACAUUGUCUCAAGAGUUCCAAAAAAUGGUACACAUGAUGUGUUUUCAGCAGAAGACUGUUGACUGCACAAGCUAAGAGAAUAGUCUACACGUCCAUUAAAAAUGCCUUUCUUGUUCU